Molecule: messenger RNA, 2613 nt
Organism: Siniperca chuatsi (mandarin fish)
Lineage: Eukaryota; Metazoa; Chordata; Actinopteri; Centrarchiformes; Sinipercidae
Exons: 5
Coding region: 1092-1787 (231 amino acids)
Source: RefSeq, a predicted model, not a curated record
AGGCGUGUUGGAGAAACUACGGUGGCUGCGAAAAAUGUGAAAGGCCCUAUCUAGAGCCAGUGUUUGGUUUGUCCGUUCUGGGCUACUGUAGAAACAUGGUGAUGCAACAUGGUGGCCUCCGUGAAAGAGGAUCUGCUCCCUGUGGAGAUAAAAAUGACUCAUUCUAAGAUUGAAGAAUGGCACAGCAUCUGAAGUUGAGAGUCAUUGUGGGCGACGAUGACUAUAGAAGACUUGAUCUCCAUUCAGGAAUGCCAGAAACUUUGGCAGAGUUUUACAAUACAAUUUGCCAAGCAUUUGGAAUUGAAACAGACUUUCGUAUUCAAUUCAUGGAUCCUGACUUCAACAAUGAUUUCAUGAAUGUUACAUCAGUACAGGACAUAAAGGACAGAAGUACAAUCAAGUUGGUGUACAUGGCAACCCUAACUCUAACCCCCCUAAAUGAUGUGGGUUUGAGUCCAUCUUCUGUAAUGCAGAAUGCUCCCAGCACUUCUGGAUCAUCUGGAGCACCAGUGAGCAACCAAACAUCUCCCAUUUCCUCACAGGCCUCAUUGCCCACAACAGACUCGGAUGACACCAUCAUUCUGCCACAUUCAGACAAUGAAUUGAGAUCACGUGCAUGGCCACGUGAAUUCCCCAUUCCUCACUUUCCAUACAAUGUAGAGGUGCAGCUUCAACGUGGAAAUGACAGCUUCAGAGAAACUGGCACUCAACUGAAGAUUACUCCAGGGUUGAAGUCUGACAUCUUAGAGAAGCUAGCCGAGGAGAUCUUCCAGUAUACAGCGUACCCACAAAAUUACCAAAUAGAUGAUGUAGCAGAGGCACUCAUCAAAAAAUUUCCCUGUUUGAAGGAACCAUCUGCCACUGGUUACUAUGGCUGGAUGAUUAGCCUAAAAUAUAAAAUGGCUAAUUACAGAACAAAGAUGCGAACUAUUGGCUUUCCAGAAGUGACUGUAAAUGCUUUGAAAAACAAACGUAGUGAUGACUGCCUCCCAGCCAAAAAUGUAAAGAAGCCUAAAUAGGCUGAAUUCAACUUUUGUCCUUCACACCCUGCUGGCGAAACGGAUGAAAGCUUAGAAAAUGUCAGACUUGAAAUGUUGAAUGAUGUCAGACAAAGAAACAGUGCAUCAUGUGUAAAAAAGAAGAUGUCAAAAACAUUCUCCUACAGAAGAAAAGAGGUAGUGCAGGAAAAUCCAGCUGCCGGAGAGUUUAAAGCCAGGUGGCCUGCACUUUUUCACAUUGAUGAGAUAAAUACUGAAUUCCAGCGCAUAACAACCGUCCCACUUGAAACAACCUUCAUGGCUCAGUUGGACAGCCAUUUACCCCAGCUGACAUCUAUUUUCAACAAAAAGGGAGGUUUUUCUGGCCAAAAACUAGCCAAACAUCUGGCGAUCUUGCAAGAGGCUACAAGUGACAUCAAUCUUAAAAGGGCAGCAGUCCUCAAGGCACUUUGCAUCUACCUUAGUGAGGAUGAUGGACAUCUCAUUCGGGAGUAUAAGGACAUCGAAGGAGAUGACAUCCAGAGAGACCUGCAGAAUUCCACCAUGGGCGUAUAUGUCAUCAACAAGGAGGGUGGAGAAAUUGGAGCACAUGAUGACAUUGACAUUUAUGUUGAAGGAGAAAUCAUUCUGGACAACAUUGGAUCUGUAGCCCAAGCAUGUGCAAUGAUGCUGGGAGACAUCUAUGUAUUGAACAUGGCUUACCCCAAAGAGCUGAAAUACUCCUAUGAAUUCAUUCAAAAAGUGCUCUUGAAAAUGGAGAAAGGCUUUCCCCCAAAGUCCUUGGACUAAAGAACAAAAUCAUUGCUGAUGUUUCAAACUGAAAACAAAGUGAGUGGUGGACUGUAAUACAUAGCCACUGGUGUGAACAUUUAAAGUUUUCAUGGGAUUUUGUAGAAUAUUCACCUGAAAUAAGAAAUGCAAUCAUGGAAAUAAGCCAGGUUUCUAUCCACACUCAGCACAAAAUGUAUCCAUCCAUCCAUUAACGCCAUAUGAAUAUUAGAAGUUAAGCGCUUUGAGAUAAACAGUUGGUGACGUCUGCGCCAUUAAGGCAUUGCAUAAGAAGAGGACACAAUGAGAUGAUGUCAUUAAUAGAGCUCCAGUCAAAGUUCAAACGAUGGAGAACCAUGUGGAAAACAUGGAAUUAUGACAUUUCUUGUUAGUUUCAUGUAAGAAUGUUACAGCCUCCUCAUUGCUCCACACAGAUGUAAUGUUUUCAUUUGCCACUAUUUUUAUUAUUCUCAGAGGAGCUUAAGCUUCAGUGGACAAUGGGUGGUAAAAGGCUUUCCUCCAAAGUUUGUUCUGUGUAUAUAUAUAUGUAUACAGCCACUAUUGUGAACAUUUAAAGCUGUACUAAGGAUGUUUUGGAAUAUUGACUCAAUGUAAGUUUGCAGUUUAAUGUAAUCUCACACAAGUUCCUCAGUGUUUGCUGUCUUCCAGCUAAUCUGGUUCAUUUGUUUUGUUUUUGUUACAAAUGGUACAAUGUAUUUUAUGUUAAUGGAUGAUAUUAGUGCAUUUUGUUAUAAGAAAGCAAUUUGAGAAAUGGUGACUAUUGAGUUACAUUACUGGCAUUCAUGUUUGAGAGAGCAAAAAUAUCUGUUGGAUCAGAAAAAUAAAG